This is a messenger RNA of Artibeus jamaicensis (Jamaican fruit-eating bat), 9657 nucleotides long. RefSeq names its product zinc finger protein 568-like. NCBI's taxonomy places the organism in Eukaryota, Metazoa, Chordata, Mammalia, Chiroptera, Phyllostomidae. The record is from RefSeq and is a predicted model, not a curated record. The transcript has 6 exons. Gene Ontology annotation, biological process: regulation of transcription by RNA polymerase II. The coding region runs from base 1216 to 2886 and encodes 556 amino acids. Gene Ontology annotation, molecular function: DNA-binding transcription factor activity; RNA polymerase II cis-regulatory region sequence-specific DNA binding.
CCCGGUGGCCCCGUAAAACCACAUCUCAAAUUCCCCGGAAAAGCCUGGACCUAAGGCUGCAGCGUUGAGGCCCUGCACACUGAGGACUACACUUCCCAGCGGCGCCCGGAACUGGGUAAUAAAUUCUCAGCCGCAAGUGGAGCACCGAGCACGACCCGGUCUCGGAGGCGCCAGGGGUUGAACUGCCCAGCUCUGAGGACUCCUAGUUCGUGGCGUGGUGGGAAGUUGUCCUCUUCUGGUCCCGGGCUCAGACCACGGCUCCUUGAGAGAACUCUGGACCGUCGGCUUAGGCUUUUAGUUACAGUUCCUUGAGGCUUCUGGGCAUCUCCUAGGACUGUGGCAGACAAGUUAACUUCGGGGUCUCGGGACACUCCGAUGGAGGGCCGUUCCGCCCUUUCCCAAACUGUGGGCUACAUACUUCAGAAGCCUCCACAGUCCAUAACUUCUUCUCAGUUCCCAGCAGUCGACCUAUUGUUAUCCGGACCUGUCGGCUCGCCCAGGUCCUCGGAGAAUGUUCAGGCGCACUGAGCUACCAGAUCCGAGCUUCAUCGAAGGCAGGGAAUGACGCACGAGGAAGACUGUCGAGCCAGCCAGACCCUUGCGGGAAUUUUGCUCUUCUGGACUACAUUUCCCUGACAGCUUCGCGGCACGAGCCGUUUCCUGCCAGAGUUGGUUGGCGGGCAGUGAAUCCCACGGAGUUCGGACACAAAGCGUCGGUGUGUCCUCGGCGGCCUAGCUCACUAAUUUGCUGCGGACCUGAAGAGACUGGCGUGCGAGGACUGCGGAGAAGUGGACGUUAAGGACCCCUGGGGCGGGACAGGCACUGUGACUGGCCUUCUCCCGAGGGCUAUUUUCUGCCGUCCAGCGGGUUUGUAUAACUUCGGCCUGGGAACUCCUCUCAUACUUUUUGUCUUUUCAUCGUGUGUUCGCCGGGGAUCCAGUCCCAUAGAGGUUCCUCCACCUAGAAGACAGGGUUGUGAGGACUCUGACAGAUGGGUCCACUUAACUUUAUCUUGGAGCCACAUUUUUGAACUCAGAAGAACAUAAAUAUAAUAUGUUGGGCUUACAAGAACCCAAAGUCAGGCUCUUAUGGAAGAAGGCAGCCACAGUCUGGGAUUCUUUUCCCAGUACUCCCAUCUAGACCCCUAAGGUUACCUACUCUUUGAGCUGAGAAUCAGAACUGGAGAAGAGAAGAACUGCUGUUCACCAGAAGUCAUGGCGGAGGGCUUGAAGUUCAAAGAUGUGGCCAUUUUCUUCUCUCAAAAGGAGUGGGAAUGCUUGCACUCUACUCAGAAGGAUUUAUACCGAGCUGUAAUGUUGGAAAAUUAUAACAACUUGAUCUCACUGGGACUUUCUGAUUCUAAGCCGGAUGUGAUCUCCUUAUUGGAACAGGGGAAGGAGCCCUGGAUUAUUAAAAGGAAGGAGACAAAAGAGUGGUGCUCAGAUUGGGAAUCCAGAAGAGAAACCAGGAAUUUAUCUCCAAAGCAGAGCUGUUAUGAAAUUAAAUCAUUGCAACCAGAGAUAAAAACACCUAUAAGGUCUAACCUUGUAUGCAUUAGGGUUAGAGAUAAUAGUGAAAUCAAAUGCUACCUGGAGAGACAACAAGAUGGACAUUUCAAACCGGCUCUAAUAACCUCUGAAGAAAUGUCUGCUUUCAUUCAGUGCAAAGUUUAUAGAGUACCUCAGAUAAUUCAUACUGGGAGGAAGUCAUGUGAAUACAAGGAAUGUAAGGAAGUUUUCAGGUACCAAUCAGACCAUAUUCAACAUGAAAGCAGUCAUAAUAAGGAAAAAAACUCUAAAUGCAGAGAAUGUGGAAAAGCCUUGAAUAGUAGGUCAGACUUGAAUAAGUGUCAGAGAAUUCAUGAAAGAAAGGAAAGUAAUGAAGGUAAUAAACAUGCCUUUAUUCAUGAUUCUGAAAUUACUGAACCUCAGAGCAUUAAUACUGGGGAGAAGGUUCUUAAAUGUAAAGAAUGUGGGAAAACCUUUUCUUCUAACUCACAGCUUAUUAACCAUCAAAGGAUUCAUAUUGGUGAGAAACCCUAUGAAUGUAAGGAGUGUAAGAAGGCCUUUCCAACUACUUCACAACUUAAUUUACAUCAGAGAAUUCAUACACAUGAGAGGUACUAUGAAUGUAAGGAAUGUGGAAAAGCUUUCACCCGUCCCUCACACCUUUUUCGACAUCAGAGGAUCCACACUGGUGAGAAACCCCAUAAAUGUAAAGAAUGUGGUAAAGCUUUUCGUUAUGACACACAACUUAGUCUUCAUCAAAUAAUUCAUACCGGUGAAAGACGCUAUGAAUGUAAGGAAUGUGGAAAGGUAUAUAGCUGUGCCUCACAACUGAGUCUACAUCAAAGAAUUCAUACUGGCGAGAAACCUCAUAAAUGUAAGGAAUGUGGGAAAGCUUUUAUCUCUUAUUCACAUCUUAUUCGACAUCAGAGUGUUCAUACUGGUGAUAAACCAUACAAAUGUAAGGAAUGUGAGAAAUCCUUUCGUCGUGGCUCAGAACUUACUCGACAUCAAAGAGCUCACACUGGUGAGAAACCCUAUAAAUGUACGGAAUGUGCAAUGACCUUUACUUGUAGCACAGAACUUAUUCGACAUCAAAAAAUUCACACUGGUGAGAGACCCCACAAAUGUAAGGAAUGUGAAAAAUCUUUUAUUCGAAGGUUAGAACUUACUCAUCAUGAGAGAACUCAUAAUGGUGAAAAACCGUAUGAGUGUAAGGAAUGUGGAAAGGCCUUUGGUCGUGGCUCAGAACUUAGUCGACACCAGAAAAUUCACACUGGUGAGAAACCUUAUGAAUGUAAGCAUUGUGGAAAAGCCUUUAUUCGUGGCUCACACCUUAGUCAACAUCAAAAAAUUCAUGCAGGACAGAGGAAUGAAUGAAGAUAUGGGAACAUUCAGAAUUUAAUUGACAUCUGAAAUUCAUACUAGUAAAACAGAAACAAAUCUCUAUGAUUAUAAGGAAUAUGGGAAAGUACAUAAGAAUAACUUAAUAUCAAGAGUUUGUACUGUGAAUGUAAAGUGUUUAAGGGCCAGAAUGUUAGGAAUUGGGAGGGUUUAUUUGUGUUUCAGAAUUCCUUUCCUAUCAUAGUGCAAUUGGUAAAAAAAACUGAAUGUAAGAAAAAUGGGAAAGUUUAGGAUAGCAGCAAAUGUGUUAAGAGGCAUUAAUAGUUCAAACCUUUCUCAACAUCAGGAUCAUUAGCCCUCAAGAGAGAUUAGAAGUUUUAUAACAUAAAUAGUAUAUAUAUGGGACACCAAUUUCUUUACCUAUCAAGUUAUUCAUCUGACAAUUCAUACUUGAAGGUUAUGUUAAUAUUAAAAUUAUACCAGAUUACUGUCCUUUCUAAAUCAUGUUAGUAUUUGCAAACUCAUUGUCUAAAAUUAAACUGAGUAAGAGUGGGGAAAGGUUGAACCAAUAUUUAGUCUUUAUUGUCUUCACCAUCAUAACUCCUUAUAAGGCAAAUUAUUUAAAUAUAUCUAAAUUUUCUCAUUUAUACAUUGAUAAUAACACCAUAAUUCUUAGUAGCAUUGUGAAGAUUAAAUAAUUAUAUCUUUUAUAAGUGUUUGCAUUGUAUUGAAAAUGUAUUAGGACUUCCAGUCAAGAUGGAGGUAUAGAUAGACACACUGUGCCUCCUCACACAACCAAAAUUAAGAACAAAAAAAUUAGAAACAACAACAAAAAAACAACCAGAACUGACAGAAAAUUGAGUUUUAUGGGUGUCCGACCACCACUCAGCCAGACCAAUGAACCAGGCAAAAACAGGAAGCAAGAGAGACCGCACAACUUAGGGCCCAAGCACCGGGAAAUAAAGCCUAAAAGCACCGAUUGAAAACACCAAUUGAAAACACUUAAGGUGCCAGGAGAGACUCCCAGCCACACAGGAGAGUUUGUUGAAGAGACCCACCAGGUCCUAAAACAUACAUAAGCCCACAAACCCGGGAACUAGCACCAGAAGGGCCCGAUUUGGCUGGGGAAAACAGCAGAAGGGACUUAAAUACGAGAAAGUAGAGAAAGCGCCAUGGUUCCCUCUCUGACCCUGCCCCAACAUACACCUUCACAACCUAGCUACUGGGUUGUCCCACCCUGGUGAACACAUAAGAAUCUGCCCCUCACUAUGUAACAGGUGCCACCCCCCCCCAAAAAAUGGCUCAAAUGGAAGAACAGAUCAAAGCCUGAGAGCCAAUACUUUUAAGUGACCAAGAGAUAGCCAGUCUAUCAGAUGCACAGUUCAAACGACUGGUGGUCAGAAUGCUCACAGAAUUGGUUGAUUUUAGUCGCAAAUUAGAUGAAAAAAUGAAGGCUACACUAAGUGAAAUGAAGGAAAAUGCACAGGGAAGCAAUACUGAUAGGAAAAAAAAAGCAGACUCAAAUCAAUGGAGAGGACCAGAAGGAAGAAACAACCAACCAAAUAGAAAAAAGAAGAAACAAGACUUCAAAAAAAUGAGGGGAGGCUUAGGAACCUCCAGGACAUCUUUAAACGUUCCAACAUCUGAAUUAUAGGGGUGCCAGAAGGGGAACAGGAACAGCAACAAUUGGAAAACUUAUUUGAACAAAUAAUAAAGGAGAAUUUCCCCAAUCUGGCAAAGGCAAUAGACUUCCAGGAAGCUCAGAGAGUGCCAAAGAAGUUAGACCCAAGGAAGAACAUACAAAGGCACAUCAUAAUGACUUUAGCCAAGAUUAAUAUGAAGGAGAGAAUUCUAGAAGCAGCAAGAGAAAAGGGGACAGUCACCUAUAAAGGAGUUCCCAUCAGACUGUCAGGUGAUUUCUCAAAAGAGACCUUACAGGCAAGAAGGGGCUGGAAAGAAGUAUUCUAAGUCAUGAAAGGCAAGUACUUACAUCCAAGAUUGCUCUAUCUAGCAAAGCUUUCAUUUAGAAUGGAAGGGCAGAUAAGUGCUUCUCAGAUAAGGUCAAGUUAAAGGAGUUCAUCAUCACCAAGCCCUUAUUAUGUGAAAUGUUAAAGGGACUUCUCUAGGAAAAAGAAGAUGAAAAACAUGUACAGUAAAAUGACAGCAAACUCACAAUUAACAACCAUGCCUAAAAUAAAGAAGCAAAAUAAGCAAAUAACUAGAACAGUAACAGAACCACAGAAAAGAAGAUCACAUAGAGGGUUAGCAAACAGGAGAGUAGGAGGAUGAGAGAGGGGGAAAAGAUACAGAGAAUAAGUAGCAUAGACAGUAGGUAGAAAAUAGAUGGGGAGGGCAAGAAUAAUAUGGGAAAUGUAGAAGCUAAAGAACACAGGGACAUGAACUAAAGGGGGAAUGUGGGUGGUAGGGGGUAUGCAAGGUGGAGGAAAAUGAAGGGGGGAAAUGGGACAACUGUAAUAGCAUAAUCAAUAAAAUAUAUUUUAAAAAUAUUAGGUAAGAGAUGCUUUUAUUUUUUACUUUCACAAUUUUGUAUUAGAGAUUACAUGAGAAUAGGACCUUUUGGGUUUGUUGACUACAUGAAUAUCUUGCAUUGUAACUUUAUUUUUUAUUUUGAUACUUAUUUUUUGCAUUUUUUUGUUGUUCAAGUAGAGUUGUCUCCAUUUUCCUGCCACCACUUUCCCCCCUGCCUCACACACCCACAUCUGCCACUUUCAAUUUUUCCAACUUUUAGCUUUGCCCAUGGGUCCUUUAUACCUGUUCCUUGAUGACCCUUUCCCUUCUUUCUCCCCUUCUUUCUCCCCUUAUCCCUCUUCCCACUCCCCUAUGGUUAUUGUCAGUAUGUUCUGUAUUUCAAAUUCUCCGGUUGUAUUUUGCUGACUUGCUUGUUUUGUUAAUUAGGUUCCACUUGAAGAAGAGAUCAUAUGGUAUUUGUCUUUCACCACUUGGCUUAUUGCACUUAGCAUUAUGUUCUAUAUUCCCAUCCAUCCAUGCUGUCAUGAAGGUUAGUAGCUCCUUUCUUUCUGCUCAUAGAAUUCCAUUGUGUAAGUUUUUGGUCCAUAGUUUUUGGUCCAUUCAUUUAAUGAUGGGCACUUAGGUUGCUUCCAACAACACUUAGCUAUUGUAAAUUGUGCUGCUAUGAACAUUCGGGCACAUAGAUUCUUUUGGAUUGUUUUUUUUAGGGUUCUUGGGAUAUAAUCCUAAAGGCAGUUUCAUUGUUAGUAUUCUGAGGAAAUUCCAUAGUGGUUGCACCAGUCUGCAAUUGCACCAAUGGUACAACAUUGUUCACUUUCCUCCACAUCCUCUCCUACACUUUUUGUUUGUUGCUUUGUUUAUGAUGACCAUUCUUACUGGUGUGAACAGGUAUUUCCUUGUGGUUUUAAUUUGCAUCUGAUUCAUGGCUAGUGAUGCUAAACCUCCUUUUCUUUGUCUCUGGGCCCUAUCUGUGUCCUCCUUGAGAAAUGUCUGUUCAAGUGCUUUGCCCACCUUUUACUUGGGUUUGUCUUCUUAGAGUGGAGUUGUGUCAGUUCUUUGAAUAUUUUGGAGAUCAAACCCUUGUCUGAGGUAUCCUUGGCAAAUAUGUUUUCCCAUAUGGUUGGUUCCCUUUUCAUUUUAAUGCUGUUCCCUUUAGCUGUGCUGAAGCUUUUUAUUUUGAUCCCAUUUGUUUAUUCUUUUCUUUAUGUCCCUUGCUCCAGGAGACAUAGCAGUGAAAAUUUUGUUGUGUGAAAUAACUGAGAUUUUCCUGCCUAUAUUCUCCUCUAGGACUUUAAUGGUAUCAUGACUUACAGUUACUUUUUUUAUUCAUCUUGAAUUUAUUUUUGUGUAUGGUGUAAGUUGGUACUCGAGUUUCAUAUUUUUUUGCACGUAGCUGUCCAGCUCUCCCAACACCAUUUUUUUAAGAGGCUGUUUUACUCCAUUUUAUGUUGCUGCCCCUUCUGUUGAAUAUUAAUUGACCAUAGAUACUUGGGUUUAUUUCUGGGCUCUCUGUUCUGUUCCACUGGUCUAUCUGUUUUUAUGCCAGUACCAGGCUGUUUUGAUUACAGUAGCCUUGUAAUACAGUUUGGUAUCAGGUAUUAUGGUCCCUCGUACUUUGCUCUUCUUUGUCAAAAUUGCAGCAGCUGUUCAGGGUCAUUUAUCGUUCCAUAUAAAUUUUUUAAAUAUCUGUUCUGUGUCUGUGAAAUAUGCCAUUGGUACUUUUAAUAGGCAUUGUACUGAAUCUGUACAAAUUGCUUUGGAUAGUGUGGAUAUUUUGAUGGUGUGAAUUAUUACAAUCCAUGAACAGGGUAUAUGUUUCUAUUUGUUUAUGUCUUCCUUAAUUUCUUUUUUUAGUCUUGUAUAGUUUGCUGAUUACAGGUUUUUUUCAUCCUUGGUUAGGUUUAUUCCUAUGUAUUUUAUUUUUCUUGUUGCUAUAUCAAACAGGUUUUUUUCCUGACUUCUGCUUCAGCUGUUUCAUUGUUGGUAUACAAAAAUGCCUUUGAUUUCUGGAUAUUGAGUGUGUAUCCUGCUGUUUUGCCAAAUUCAUAUAUUAGGUUGAGCAGUUUUUUGGCAGAGUACAGGAUUUUUUAUGUAUACUAUCAUGUCACCUACAAACAAUGACAGGUUUGUUUCUUCUUUUCUGAUUUGGAUGUCUUUUAUUUCUUAUUCUUGUUUGAUUUCUGUGGCUAUGACUUCCAAUAGUACGUUUAAUAGAAGUGGUGAAAGUGGAAAACCUUGUUUUGGUCCAGAUCUUAGCGGUAAAGUUUUUAGCUUUUGUCCAUUGAGUGUUAUAUUGGAUGUAGUUCUCUCAUAUAUGGCCUUUAUUAUGUUGAGGAAUACUCCCUCUAUUCCAACUUUGCUGAGUGUUUCUAUCAUAAAUGAGUACUAUACCUUAUCAAAUGCUUUUUCUGCAUCAACUGAUAUGAUCUUGUGAUUUUUGUCCUUGCCUUUGUUUAUGUGAUGUGUUAUGUUUAUUGAUUUGCGAAUAUUGUAGCAUCCUUGCAUUCCUGGGAUGAAUCUCACUAGGCCAUGGUGUAUGAUCUUUCUAAUGUAUUGCUGGAUGCAGUUUGCCAAUAUUUUGUUGAGGAUUGUAGCGUCUGUAUUGAUCAGCUAUAUCUUUCUUUGUUGUGUCUUUAUGUGGUGUUGUUGGCUUCAUAAAAAGAGUUCGGGAGUCUUCCAUCUUCUUGCAUUUUUUGGAAUGGUCUCUGAAGGAUAGAGGUUACCUCUUCUUUAAAUGACCUGUGAGUUCUCCUGUCUUUGUAGGGUAAACUUCUGUGGUAGGAAUUCUGUGAGGUUCAGUGGUGUGGUCCCUUUGAUCUCCUUGUCUGGACACUGUAAGUUUGCCCUUUCUUCUGUUUGUGUGGGCUCUCUUGCUGUGCCUGGGAUUUUACCUUUUGGUGGUUCCUUUGUUGGUGGGUUCUCUCCUCCAGCAGGUAUACUGAUGUUCGUAGCUGCCACCUGUUCUUAUAUGUAGUCAGUGACGGGGGUAGGCAAUAUGGAUUAAGACAGUGGGACAGUAUUUUAUAGGAUAUAGAGUACCAGCAUAUAGGGAAAAGAUAGGAGAUUCUUUGGAUAAGUAUAGCAUUAACUGUGAUAUUUCACCCAACUAGCCACAUUUUAUAAAAGGUGAAGGAAAGAUAAGACUCUUGUUACAGGGAGGAGGAUUGGGAGCUGAAUCCAGAAAACAGAGCACUUGUGCAGGGUUAGAUGAUGAGAUAUAGUGGGAAUAAAGUAGAGAAAGUAGGUGUAGUGUGAGAGAGAAUAGAGUUAACCACAACAAUAUUAAUGCUUGGGAAUAAAGUGAAGUGGGCUAAAUUCAUGGAGGGUUGCUGUGUAAUAUGUACAAUUGUAUGGAACAAUUAUUUAUAAUAUUACUAGAACAACAAUAACAUACCAAGAAAUGUAUGAUUUGGAUAACCAGAAUAGAAAGUACUCAAUCAAGAAUAAUGUGUUAUUGGAAGACGAGUGAUGUGAAAGAAGGAAAAUUAAAAUGCAUUAAAGAGAGAAUAAGGAAAACCAGUCAAACAAUGCAAUUAAACAGAAAAAUAGGGGUGGCUUGGGAAGAUGGUGGCAGAGUAGGACAAAGGAUUUCGCUUCCCCCCCACGCACCGGAGAAAAACCGAGCUGAUCUUCAGAGGAGCGCGGUGGACAGCCAACAGGGACCCAGCAUAUAGGAAGGUAGGACUCCAGAAAUUGGAGCAGACUCUGAAUGACCAGAUGGUGAGGAGAGACGGCUGCAGGUCAAUAAGGUCCGAGGGAAUGGUGCAGAGGCUGCAGGCCCUCCGUGGGCCGCACCAGGGCCCAAGCCGAGCCAGGGCCUGGGCUGGUCCACCUCAGUCUCUGGGAGCGGAGGGCUGGAAGCAAGGGCCUUGGGAGAGAGCCAGUAACCAGCUCCUUACCUACCCAGCUGGGCACAGUUUGAAAAACUCCAAGAGAGAUCUGUUUCCUUGGAGUAUCAGGGAGAGGAGUGGGUAUGAAGAAGCAAAACAGAGAGCUUUGAUCACACGUGGAGUCUGUGGUUGCCAGCUUGGGGGAAUUGAGUCACCCUUGUGUUCCCACAUAGCACUGAGAAAGGGUCGCACCCAAGCCAGCAGGACCAGAGAAGCCUGGCUGGGAACGAACAUCCACACCCCAGACUGAAUCCUGGAGAAAGUGUGCUCUCGGGCACUGAGGAGAAGAUCUUGGGAGAGCAAUUGUGAGACCAGCUCAGUUCACUGAGAAGGGAGAAAGGCAGCACUAAUCGACCCUCUGACUGCUGCAGCUUAGUGCGACCAGCAGAAAAGGCUCGACUAGCUGGAAACCAACAAGUGGUGUUUU